GUGUAAGUGUAAGUAACCUUAAACCUAGUGUUACUGCUGAGAAACUUCCAUUCUCAUGCACUUCACCAAAUUCACCAAAAUGACAGAGAUGAUAUGAUAUUCUUCAAAAUGAAUUGAAUUGCACUUAUAUCAAAGUAUAAUUCCUAUCAUUCGAUCCAUCUUCUGUUAGGAGCUUUCAUUAUGUCCUUCAACUUUCCGUGACUUUCAAGCUUUCCAAAUUGAAUUAUGUUUUUCAGGGGGAAUUAAUUUCUGAGGUCCAAACAAUGGCAACGGAUUCUUCCAAUGGUAAUGGACAUCACCAGACGACAACAUCAAUAACAACAACAAAGACACCUCCUUCACCAUCUCCCCUGCGCUUUUCCAAAUUUUUUCAGUCCAACAUGAGGAUCUUGGUCACUGGAGGAGCUGGAUUCAUUGGAUCUCACUUAGUUGACAGAUUGAUGGAAAAUGAAAAAAAUGAGGUCAUUGUUGCUGACAACUACUUCACUGGAUCCAAGGACAACCUCAAAAAAUGGAUUGGCCAUCCAAGAUUUGAGCUUAUCCGUCAUGAUGUCACGGAGCCUUUGCUGAUAGAGGUUGAUCAGAUCUACCAUCUUGCAUGCCCUGCCUCUCCUAUAUUCUACAAAUACAAUCCAGUGAAGACUAUAAAGACUAAUGUCAUAGGCACUCUCAAUAUGCUUGGGCUUGCAAAGAGAGUAGGAGCAAGGAUUUUGCUUACAUCAACUUCUGAGGUAUAUGGAGAUCCUCUUGUGCACCCUCAACCUGAAAGCUAUUGGGGAAAUGUUAACCCAAUUGGAGUCCGUAGUUGCUAUGAUGAGGGGAAACGGGUGGCUGAAACUUUGAUGUUUGAUUACCAUAGGCAGCAUGGGAUUGAAAUACGCAUUGCAAGAAUCUUUAACACAUAUGGACCACGCAUGAAUAUUGACGAUGGGCGUGUUGUUAGCAAUUUCAUUGCUCAAGCACUUCGGGGGGAGUCCUUGACAGUCCAAAGUCCAGGAACUCAAACUCGAAGUUUCUGUUAUGUCUCUGACCUGGUAUAUAUCCCGUAAUCUUUGUAUCU
This is a messenger RNA of Vigna umbellata (rice bean), 1060 nucleotides long. NCBI's taxonomy places the organism in Eukaryota, Viridiplantae, Streptophyta, Magnoliopsida, Fabales, Fabaceae. The record is from RefSeq and is a predicted model, not a curated record.